Molecule: messenger RNA, 1521 nt
Organism: Lodderomyces pseudojiufengensis
Lineage: Eukaryota; Fungi; Ascomycota; Pichiomycetes; Serinales; Debaryomycetaceae
Gene: RPD3
Product: Rpd3p
Exons: 1
Coding region: 1-1521 (506 amino acids)
Molecular function (GO): histone deacetylase activity
Source: RefSeq, a predicted model, not a curated record
AUGUAUCAAGAACUACCGUUUGACGAACUAGACGUCAAACCCGAUAAUAGAAGAGUAGCCUACUUUUAUGAUCAAGAUGUAGGUAAUUAUUUUUAUGGAACAGGUCAUUGUAUGAAACCACAUAGAAUAAGGAUGACUCAUUCAUUAAUAAUGAAUUAUGAAUUAAAUAAAAAAAUGGAAAUAUAUAGAGCACAACCAGCAACAAAUUUAGAAUUAACUCAAUUUCAUUCAGAUGAAUAUAUUGAUUUUAUAGAUCGUGUUACACCAGAUAAUUUACAUUUAUUUCCAAGAGAAGCUACAAUAUUUAAUGUUGGAGAAGAUUGUCCAGUAUUUGAUGGAUUAAAUGAAUUUUGUAAAAUAUCAUGUGGUGGAUCAAUGGAAGGUGCUGCUAGAUUAAAUAAUGGAAGUGCUGAUAUUGUUAUAAAUUAUGCUGGUGGUUUACAUCAUGCUAAAAAAUCAGAAGCUUCUGGAUUUUGUUAUACUAAUGAUAUUGUAUUGGCAAUUAUUGAAUUGUUAAGAAAACAUCCAAGAGUUUUAUACAUUGAUACGGAUGUUCAUCAUGGGGAUGGUGUUGAAGAAGCAUUUUAUACCAAUGAUCGAGUAAUGACAUGUUCUUUUCAUAAAUUUGGAGAGUUUUUUCCAGGUACAGGAAAUGUUGGUGAUAUAGGUAUUGGAAAAGGAAAAUAUCAUUCUGUAAAUAUUCCUUUAAGAGAUGGGAUUGAUGAUGCUUCUUAUAAAUCAAUAUUUGAACCAAUAAUAAGUAAGAUUGUUGAAUGGUAUCAACCAUCAGCUAUUGUACUACAAUGUGGUGGUGAUUCAUUAAGUGGUGAUAGAUUGGGACCUUUUAAUCUUUCAAUGAGAGGUCAUGCAAAUUGUGUUAGUUUUGUGAGAUCAUUAGGAUUACCAAUGAUGGUUUUAGGUGGGGGAGGAUAUACUAUAAGGAAUGUAGCAAGAACUUGGGCUUUUGAAACAGGAAUAUGUAAUGGAUUGAUACUACCUAAAGAAUUACCAUAUAAUGGAUAUUAUGAAUAUUAUGCACCUACAUAUGAAUUAGAUGUUAGAGCUUCAAAUAUGAAUAAUGCCAAUUCAAAAGAAUAUUUAAAUAAAUUAUUAACUCAAGUGUUAUCUAAUUUAGAUCAUACUAAACAUGCACCUUCAGUACAAAUGCAAGAUGUUCCACUUGAUAUGGAAGAUUAUGGUGAUGUUGAUGAAGAUAUGCCUGAAGUAAUAGAUACAAAAGGUGGAUCACAAAUGCAAGUUGAUAAAAGAAUUGAAAAUGGACUGGAAUUCUAUAAUGAUGAUGAAAAAGAUAUCGGUGAAAAGAAUAUAGAAGAUGUUGUAAUGGAGGAAACUUUAGAAGAAGAAUCGAAAAAAGAUAUAGAAUCAAAUUUGGAGGGACUGUCCAAAAUAGUAGACGAUCGAAGUUCAGGAAUUCAAUCAAGCCAAAAUGGCAAUGGCACCAUCUUAACAUCAGAAGAAAUCAACGAAAUAAAAGAACUAAAUGAUGAGGUCAAAGAGUGA